GGCCUGCAAUGCAGCAGCUAAAGGAACAAAGGAAACUAUUCCGACAGCACCCGUUGGACAUUAUCAAAUUAUGGCUGUUUCUUGGUUUGCUUUUGAACGUGGCCCAAUAUCCAAAAGCUGUCAAGGCUAUCGAUGAUGUGGCUAAUGUUUCGCCGUGUGAACUGGAAUCGAUAAUAAAUCAAUUGGUGAAUCCUUCCCAACAGUACCAAAUGCAUGUAUCGUCCCUGCGAACUCAAUUGCGCAACAUUUUAAGGGAGAGACAACUCGACGAGGGAGAAGAACAAAGUCUCGACCAUGAUUCAGAUUAUCUGGAAGAGGACAAACGCUCAGUGGCUGCAUUGGCUGCCCAGGGAUUACUGAAUUUGAAUGGCUCUCCGAAACGUAGUCUUGCCACCUUAGCCAAGAAUGGGCAACUGCCUACACCCGAUCCGGAAAUUGUGCCCGACGAGGACCAACGUUCGGAGGAUAAACGUUAUAUUGGCUCUCUUGCCCGUUCUGGCCAAAUGUUAGGUUUUGGAAAGCGUAAUAUAGGCACCUUGGCCCGAGACUUCCAAUUGCCCAAUGGCAAACGAAAUCUGGCUACCAUGGCACGCUUGGGCCUUUUGGGUCGCAAUGAGCCUAAACGUAAUAUGGCUGCGGUGGCCCGUUACAACUCGCAGCGUAUGUACAACAAUGCUGCUGAGAAACGUAACAUCGGUGCGCUGAAGGCCUCGCCCGUUCACGGCGUACAGCAGAAACGAGGCGAAGACGAGGCCCCUGUAUACUUGCCAGCCACCUUUGACUAUGUCGAUCCUUUGGCGUACUAUUGGAAUUAUGGUACCUAUGCUGACAUGGACUGGGGUGAUUUUGGAAGGGCCCAAAAGAGAUUUCUCGACACUUCCAAGGACCCGGAAUUAUUCGGCAUCGAAAAUGCUAAUUUCCUGCAAAGUUUGGACUCGAAUGAGGCGUCUGCAAAUCAAGUCGAAGCCGAGACCGCUGUAAAUACCGACCCGAAUACAGAAUCCGCUGACGAGCCCAUAUCACUAUCCGCCGCCGACACCGUGGACAGCGGUGUCUAUGGAACCCCCGCCAAACGACACAUUGGGGCGGUCUAUCGUUCCGGAUUCCUGCCCUCGUAUAGAGCAUUGCGCAGCCCCAUGGGCUCCGGAAGUGGUGGUGCUGUAGGUGGAGGCCGUUUUAGUCGUUCUGGACGUGCCAGGCAAUUUGUCGAGUAUUACCCCCCACCAGAGCGACUGCGUCAACCCAUCGCAGCCGUUUGUAAACGCUGCUUCUUCCCCUAUCGACCCAUGGUAAACUGGGGUGCUGCCGGAAUGCGUGGUCGCUGGCCCUUGUACAUGCAAUCGAUGGAACACCACAGAAGCAUCUCCACCAAUGACCUACCAUCCGCUUACUAUCCUCGUAACCUGCGACGCCAGGCAGCUGUGUCUGCGCCCUUCCAUUCCUGGGGUACGCCACCACGUAUAACGGCCAUGAAUCGCCGCAGCUUUCGACGCAAUGAUCUCAACAACCUAACACGAUACUAGGAACUCGAACAAAAUUAAAGAUAUACAAAAAAUCAAAAA
Messenger RNA from Musca vetustissima, 1562 nucleotides. RefSeq names its product neuropeptide-like 1 (gene Nplp1). The record is from RefSeq and is a predicted model, not a curated record. Bases 9 to 1523 code for a protein of 504 amino acids. The transcript has 5 exons. NCBI's taxonomy places the organism in Eukaryota, Metazoa, Arthropoda, Insecta, Diptera, Muscidae.